Molecule: messenger RNA, 2026 nt
Organism: Striga asiatica
Lineage: Eukaryota; Viridiplantae; Streptophyta; Magnoliopsida; Lamiales; Orobanchaceae
Source: the annotation of a GenBank genome assembly
CAAAAUUGUAACAAUGGACUACUUUUGAGCGAAUUGGAAGUCUCAUCGUCGAUCAGCAAUUUUCUCCAUUCAGCUGAACUGUAAAUUAGGCUAAUUUUUAAGUCCUACGCAUCAGAUCAGUCUCCUGUUAAAGACGCUUCGCUCGAUCUUCUAUCACCGGCAACUGUUCAGAUCCCUAUUUGGAAACUGAGGUUUAUGCAUAAGGAAAAGUUCUACUAUCAAACGAUACCUCUACGAGUUCUUUCUUUCAAGCCACCAUUCGACCCAAGAACAUUAGGCGGACAUAAGCUCUCCUCAACGAUGGACACGCCCGAAAAAUCUCCUUCGCCAAAAUCACCACCCGUUUUAUUGUCGGACGAUCCACUUUCAAGCCCGUACGCAUCACUAAACUCCCAUUGCCAUGAACUCUCCACACUGCAGGACCUCGCCUGCCGUGGCGCGUGGCGAACAAUCCUCGACAAGGUGGCUCGUUCGCGUUCGCUCUCCCUCCUCACCAAGCCUCACGAGCACCUCAUUUACCUCACUUUCAACCUCCUUGCGCUCGUCAAGCUCCGCCGCUACUCAGACGCGCAGCACGAGCUUCAAACCAUGGACGAAGAUCUCGACUCCAAACAGUACCGAUUCGAAUCAUACCCAGAACACUACCCGAAUCACAAGCCCGGGUCAAUGGUCCCUUUUGCCCUCCGUUGGCUGCACGCUCACUUGCCAUUAACCCUAGGUGACCGUCAAUUAUCCCUUGAUCGCCUUUACACUCUCCUGCAUUUCAUCCGUGAGAAGAAAUUGCCCCGAGAUCCAGAUUCGAUCAGUGAUGUAUCGCUAACCCUUUGGAAAAAGCGAGAGACUUUUGUAGUCAAUACGAUUGUCGGUUAUCAUUUGAGCCAGAAGGAGUUCAAGGUAUGUUUGGCCUUGCUGAAGUCUGAGAUAGUAAAAAAUGAGGACCCUUUAAUGAUUUCACAACUAGGGUACGUGCAAAUGCAGUAUGGUGAUUUGGAUGGUGCAAAACGGAGCUUUGAGUUGGUGGAUAGUAUGGCGACGGGGGCUGAUAGUGGGGAUUUGAAGUUGAAAAAUUUGGUGAGCAGGAACAAAGCAUUGAUGUAUUUGGUGGGGAAAGAUUAUGUAUCUGCCGUGAGGGAGUACGAGGAGUGUAUAGAGAGGGAUGGAUCGGAUUUUGUGGCGAUUAAUAAUAAAGCACUCUGUUUGAUGUACUUGAGAGACUUGUCAGAUUCGAUUAAGGUGUUGGAGAGUGCAUUGGAGAGGGUGCCGACUGUGGCACUAAACGAGACGCUUGUGGUGAAUCUGUGCAGUAUGUACGAGUUGGCAUAUGUGAACCAUGCAGAUGUCAAGAAGACUCUCAGUACUUGGAUCGCGAGAGUUGCUCCCGACGAUUUUGAUUCCUCGUGUACCAGGAUUUGAGGUAUAAAUCGCUUGAAUGCAACGGUUUUGUGGGAUUUAAUGUGUCCUGUUGUUAGAAAAGAAGUCUUGCGCCUUCAAUGGCCUGCCCUUGAUGAUGAUAUUGUACCAAAGAAAAUGAAGAGAGAAAAAAAAGGUGCUUUUUCUUUCCAGCUUUCUUUCUGCUACUCAUUUCUCUUAAACUUCGAUCCUUUUUUAUUUUUAUUAUUUCUGAGUACACUAUAAAGUUGAAUUGCUCUGCAGUACAAACUCAAAUUUGCAGAGCAACUCCUCUCCUUCAUGUGAAAUUAUCAUCUGGGCUGUGUUUAUGAUGAUGUAUGUUUUAUGUUGAAAAUGUAAUCGUAGCAGCUAGGCCGAAUCCUUUUCGUUUUCGAAGCAAUGCCGUGUUUCAGUUUCAGUUUCUGUGAGUCUUUGUGCGAGUGUCCAUUUUAUCUUUUAUUUUUUCUCUUGCAUGUUUCAUCUAAUGCUGAUAUUUGAAUGUAUUGGCCCUAACGGUUUCGCGCUAGUCCUAGCGGGCUUCGUGCUAAACGGUCCAAGAAAAAAAAAAAUGCACUGAUUUAAGCGUACCGGAAAAUAGAGGACCUAACCCUGUUAUUUUCCGGGCUAAACGGACUGG